Messenger RNA from Racocetra persica, 259 nucleotides. The record is from the annotation of a GenBank genome assembly. Lineage: Eukaryota; Fungi; Glomeromycota; Glomeromycetes; Diversisporales; Gigasporaceae.
AAGCUUUAAACAGAUAACUGAAAACAACACUCUUUCAUGGCCCAAACUCUUUAAUCGAAAUUUUAUUGAGGUAGAAAGUGAACUUAAUAAUGUGCUUGGUCCUUCUGUUGACAAUUUAGAAGAAUUGAGAUAUUAUCCAAAUCUUAACAGUGUUGAUAUAGAAGCAUUUAUACAACAAGUUUGUAGCAAUGAAGCUAUUUAUGAUAAAAAUUUAAGCACAAUUACAACAUUUUUACAAAUAGCAAUACUAAGCCACUAA